Messenger RNA from Cetraspora pellucida, 906 nucleotides. NCBI's taxonomy places the organism in Eukaryota, Fungi, Glomeromycota, Glomeromycetes, Diversisporales, Gigasporaceae. The record is from the annotation of a GenBank genome assembly.
AUGCAUGUAAUUAAUGAUGGUCCUAGUAAAUCGUAUAAAGCGCCAACACCAUCGUCUUCAAAUGGAAUUAGUAAGCUUGAUGACGCUGAAAUACAAAAUCUCUCUCGAUUUGUUACCUACUCGGCAGCUUCCUAUUGUCAAAACUCAUUUGAUUGGACAUGCGGACAAUAUUGUGAUGGCAUUCCUAAAACAGAAGUUAUAAAGACUUUUACAACUAAACCUGACGAAUGGGUAGAAAUUUUUGGAGGGAACGCUACAGCUUAUGCGAUACUUACCGCUAACCAUCAAUAUCAAGAGAUCGUCUUAACCUUUCGAGGAACCGAUAAUGUUGGUAAUACUGUCGAAGAUUUUAAAGUGGUUCAGAUACCAUAUGGAUUUGAUUCUACUACUCUCCCCACUGAGUCACAAGUAGGAGCUCUUGUCCAUUUAGGAUUUUACAAAACUUUCCUUAGCUUUCAACAACAAAUUCGAGAUGAAAUAUCCAUGACAUAUAAUAAAUACCCUGAUUAUAAAUAUGUUGUUACUGGUCACAGUUUAGGAGGAGCGUUGGCAUUGCUUGCCGCUCUCGACAUCAAACAAUUCAUUGGAUGCAAAAUAUGUCUAUACACCUACGGUGAACCUCGGUGUGGGAAUUCUAUUUUUGCUUCAUUUGCGGAUGAAACUUUGGAUAUCGUUUAUAGAGUUGUUAAUCAAGCCGAUAAAGUGCCUCAUUUGAUCCCGAAGGUUAAUUAUCAACACCAUAAAGGUGAAGUCUGGAUUGCUAAUACUACUGAUAACGAAGCGGUCAAAUGUUCAGGCGAUGAGAACAAACUCUGUUCUGAUUCUGUUAAAUCUGCCGAUUGGAAUUCUGUAGAUCACGAUGGUCCAUAUUGGGGUGUUCUUAUAAAUAAAGAUUUAUGUCAAUAA